Molecule: messenger RNA, 1722 nt
Organism: Thelazia callipaeda (thelaziosis nematode)
Lineage: Eukaryota; Metazoa; Nematoda; Chromadorea; Rhabditida; Thelaziidae
Source: the annotation of a GenBank genome assembly
CUGAGUGAGAAUAGAUCUGUCUGUAAAGUAUCAUUAUCAUUACAUAGAACUGUAAUAAGUUUUCAAUUUCUCUGCGUUACAAAAAAAUCUAAUUCAGAGGAAGUGAGUGAGGAAGCAGAAGCGACAUCCAGUGAUGAAUCAGAAGAUCCAGAAUUUCGAGAACUGGAAGAACGUUCAAAAAUCGUUGAAAAAUAUGAAAGAGUUUGUUGUCUUAUGUUAAAAAUUUUUAAACUUUAUUUGCAAGAAAUUAGUGCCCAAGAGCUAGCGGAGAAAAAACGAAUGGCUAAAGAAAUAUCGCGUGAACAGAAAUGGUUAAGAAUGAUAUCUCAGUGGAGUGAUAAAAAAGGUGUCAAUGAUAAGUUAAGAAAACGACUUUGGAAAGGUGUUCCAGAGAAACUCAGAUCACUGGUUUGGACACGUUUACUUGAGAUUGCUCGUUAUCAACAAGAACGAAAAAGUAAUGUGUAUCGUGAGUUAUUGAUGCGCGCAAGACUUAUUUCAAAAGAUAUUAAACAAAUCGAUUUAGAUAUUAAUCGGACAUACCGAGAUCAUUUGGCAUUUCGACGAAGAUACGAUGUCAAGCAGCAAUCGUUAUUCAACGUGUUAGCAGCAUAUGCAAUGUACAAUACAGAAGUUGGUUAUUGUCAAGGUAUGAGUCAAAUAGCAGCGCUUUUUCUUAUGUAUAUGGAUGAAGAAGAAGCAUUUUGGUGCCUACAUUCAUUACUCGUUGAUAAAAAACAUUCCAUGCAUGGAUUUUUUGUUCCUGGCUUUCCAAAAUUGGUUCGAUUCCAAGCACAUUAUGAGAAAAUAUUGCAAAAAUAUCUCCCUCGUUUAAAAAAGCAUCUGGAUAAAACUGGUAUUCCACCAAUUUAUGUAACGAAAUGGUGGUUUGGUUGUUUCCUUGAUCGAGUGCCAUUUCCACUGGCUUUACGUCUAUGGGAUGUCUUCUUAUUGGAAGGAGAUGUGAUAUUAAUUGCGAUGGCCUACAAUAUUAUGAAAAUGCAUGAAAAAACAAUUCGUAAGAUGCAAAUGGAAAACUUCAUGGAAUAUAUUCAAACUGUAAUUUCACAAGAUUUUGGCUUUUCAGACGAGGAUACCAUGAAAUCAUUACAAGAAUGUCUUAGGAAAUUACAAAAUGAUCGGAUGUUGCUGCCAACUUUAUUUAAAUCAAGGGAUGCACUCGAAAUACCCACGAAACCAUUUGGACCAGUUCUGAGUCGUUCAAUGAUUGAUAUACGUUUAGAUAUUGCUGAAAUACAAAGUCGCUGCUCUCGAGCGAACUCUGUUGCUGGACGAUCGCCGAUUGUGAUACGUCGAAGACGUUUACCACCGUCGCCAACGCCUAUCUCGAAAUACAAACUGUCACAAAUAUCUGUUCCAGUUAAAGAGCCUGUCGUUUCUGAAAAUUCGUACUCAAGCACUUCUUCUGCUAGUACAAUAAAGGAUGUUUAUUCUAGAGGACAACGAAAUGCAGUUGAAAUUGUUACUGCUGCAACAAAUAGUAGGGACCUAUCAUCACUUUAUUCGGAAAGUUCAUCACGAUCAUCUCAAAAAGAGAGCACUCCAAUGCCUGCGCCACGAAAUGAAGUAAAAACAAUGCGAACACUGGCUGUAGAUGAAGUAUGGCGUAAUAUGCGAAUAGGUGGGGAUAAUUCAGAGUCACCAUCACAAACUUGUAGCAAAGGUAGUAUUUCUUUAUUACAGGUGUUCAGAAAAUGCUAG